Molecule: messenger RNA, 1625 nt
Organism: Elgaria multicarinata webbii
Lineage: Eukaryota; Metazoa; Chordata; Lepidosauria; Squamata; Anguidae
Gene: NOC4L
Product: nucleolar complex associated 4 homolog
Exons: 15
Coding region: 31-1563 (510 amino acids)
Biological process (GO): ribosome biogenesis
Cellular component (GO): small-subunit processome; Noc4p-Nop14p complex; nucleolus
Source: RefSeq, a predicted model, not a curated record
CUGCCCGGGCCGGAGGCAAAGAAAACAGCCAUGGAGGCCUCGGGAACCGAAGCCGCGCUGAGCGCCUGCCUGGAGGCGCUGCUGGCGAGCCGGAGCAACGCCAACCGCGUCUUCGAGAUCUUGGAGCAGCUGCAGGCCGAACAGGAAGAGAUCGUCGUGUGCGCCAUCCGGACCUGCAGCCGCCUCUUUGGGGCCUUUCUCAAGCGGGGAGAGCUGUUUGUGGGGCAGCUCCCUCCAGAAGAGGAGUCUCUGCAAGAGAGCUACAGCGCAGAAGACAAGUACAGAAUUUGGAUGAGGCUCCGGUACAACAGUUGCAUCAAUUGCUUGGGGGAAUUGAUGGGUCACAGAUCUUUCCAGGUCAAAGAAUCUGCACUUUGCACCCUGAUGAAAUUUGUGGAAUUGGAAGCCAAACACCCUCUGGUCCUGAAGGAGUGGAGCUUCAAUUUCCCACAGAAGCUUUUGAAAUUGGUCGUCGAGGGCUUGAUCCCGACGGGAGAGGAUUCCUCUCUCCUGGUUUCUCGCUUCCAAGAAUACUUGGAACAUGACGACGUCCGGUUCUUCGUGAUGAAGUCGGUGGCUGAAAACGUGGGCAGCGUGAUGCCAAAAGCCAAAAAGGCUCCCUUUCCAGUUUAUCAGAAGAACGUCUUUGCUCUCAUUUCGUCCAUCUCCAUGCCGAGCGGAGAGAGUGAGAUUAAAAACUUCCUAGUGAGGCAUGCUAACCAAGAGGAAUGGAAAGUAUCCAAACUGAAGGAGCACCGGCGGGCCUUUGAGAGGAUGUGGCUCGGAUUUCUCAAGUAUAAGCUGCCCGGCAGCCUCUACAAGAAGGUGUUGGUGAUCCUGCAUGACUCUAUCCUGCCUCAUAUGAACGAGCCCACCCUCAUGAUCGACUUCCUGACGGUCGCCUACGACGUAGGUGGAGCGAUCAGCCUCCUCGCCUUAAAUGGAUUAUUCGUACUGAUUCUCCACCAUAACCUGGAAUACCCUGAUUUUUACAAGAAGCUCUACAGCCUCCUCGACCCGUCCAUCUUCCACGUCAAGUACCGCGCCCGGUUUUUCCGCUUGCUGGAUUUAUUCUUGUCUUCGUCCCACUUGCCGGCGUACCUGGUGGCGGCUUUCGCCAAGCGGCUGGCCCGGCUGGCGCUCACUGCCCCGCCCGACGGUCUGCUGAUCGUCAUCCCCUUCAUCUGCAACCUCUUGCGGAGGCACCCGGCCUGCAAGGUGCUCAUUCACCGGCCCGACGGCCCCCCAGAGAUGUCGGGAGAUCCCUAUCGGAUGGAUGAAAAAGAGCCUUCAGAAAGCAGAGCUCUGGAGAGCUCGCUCUGGGAGAUAAAGACCCUGCAGAGCCAUUACCACCCGGACGUGGCCAGAGCUGCCGCCACAAUUAACACGCCGCUAUCCGAGAUGGAGGAAGACUUAUCGGAAGUUCUGGAGAUGACUGUUUUUGAGAUGUUCGACAGGGAUAUAAACAAAGAAGCCACGGACAUCCCGUUGGAAUAUCAGCAAGUCCAAGGUUUGUUUGGCAAGAAGGACGACAUUUUUUCGAAAUACUUUACAUUCGAAUGACUUUAAAACUCCCCUGGGUGAAAGACUGUGUAAUAAAGCCCCUUUGUUUUGGAGUUAAGGCA